Messenger RNA from Rubroshorea leprosula, 991 nucleotides. NCBI's taxonomy places the organism in Eukaryota, Viridiplantae, Streptophyta, Magnoliopsida, Malvales, Dipterocarpaceae. The record is from the annotation of a GenBank genome assembly.
AAUACACAGCGGCACAGCAAUCGUUUCCUAAUUAGUAGAGCUUGACUCUGAAAAUGGCGGAAGGGCAUAAUCAGAAGCAGGUGGUUGCCUCUAUCAUUAUUCGCCGGUCAUAUCUCCAAAAACUAAUAUUUCCAACAGCUGUAAUUCAGACACAUCGUCAUCUUUUACCUCAGACGUUAUUUGAAAAUCGACGGGCUGCUGCGAUUUUGAAGAGUGACAGGAACCACAGGUUCCAUGUCACCUUCUCACUCGGGAGAAAUCAUGAGCGCCUCGUUCUCCUGGAAACUGGCUGGAGAGACGUCGUUCACGAUCUUGGUUUGGUUGAACAUGACGAGGUUGCCAUAUCGUUGGAAGAUGAAGCAAGCUCCACCUAUACGAUUGGUGUCGUCAAUAGAGUUCUCGCACCGGUUGAGGGUCCUCAGGCGGAAGAGGCUGACAUCUACCAAGGAGGUGAUGAAAUAAAUUUGGACCAAGAAGGGGAUACUCAUGCAACCGCCGCUGCUGCUUCGACUUCAGCGCCAUCCUCGUCCAGGCCGCAAGGCGAAGCUAACUCUGCCAUUUUGAAAAUUGACCUGAAUAAGCUGCCGGAAGAAUCAGAUGAAGAGGAGAUAAAUUAAAGUAAGUGUUUAUGUGUUUCAUUUUUCUUUAUUCAACUUUUCUUUUAGUGUUAAAUUUGGCUACCGCAAUGAUGAGUACCUUUAUUUUAUGAUUCCAAAGAGUUUGGAUUCGUACGUGUGUACUUUCAUUUUUUUUGUUUGCCAAUGAGUAAUUAAUAAUCUGUUACAGGAGAGGAUGAAAAGUGAAGGAGGGAGAUCAUCAGGAAGAAGAUCUCUGAUCAGAUUAAGUGUUUGUUGUUAAUUAUUUAGUAUAUAUGAUUAAUUAGAAGAUGAGUGCCAAUGGCAUUGAGCCAUUGAUAUAUAGUAUGUAUUUUGAAAAAAGUGGUAAAUUGGGUUUGUUUAUGCAUCAUUGAGUGUGGAGAUAUUGGGUUUGA